Messenger RNA from Colletotrichum orchidophilum, 441 nucleotides. RefSeq lists its product as uncharacterized. NCBI's taxonomy places the organism in Eukaryota, Fungi, Ascomycota, Sordariomycetes, Glomerellales, Glomerellaceae. The transcript has a single exon. The coding region runs from base 1 to 441 and encodes 146 amino acids. The record is from RefSeq and is a predicted model, not a curated record.
AUGCACACCUACAAGCCAUCACUCGGUAGCUUGACUUUCCGGUCUUCGUCUCUCCUGUUUGUCGCAAAGGGUGGAUUGCGCGUUCUUUCAUCGCAAGUCGGCAACGUCAAGCACAUCCUCGACCACGAUCCCCAUCCAAUAGAUCGUUUUCACUUCGAUCCCAACUUCCUAGAGUGUGCCCUUCUCAACGCGAAACUCUCCGGCAAUCGACACUUCCAGCGAUCUACAGUCCAGGCCCUUCUGCCAGAUAUCCAGUCGUUCCCGUUGUCUCGCUGCUUGAUUCCUCGAAAAGAGCAUCUGUACAAAUACUCUGCCAAACGUCUCGUCACACCCACAGCACAUCCUGGCCGCAUUCACCACACCCUCAACGCGUCCACCGUCACUUCGCUGCUCGUCCGCACCCCUUUCAACGGCCAUAUUCCCGGCAGAGCCACACUUUAA